This is a messenger RNA of Papaver somniferum (opium poppy), 3320 nucleotides long. RefSeq names its product CCR4-NOT transcription complex subunit 10-like. The coding region runs from base 394 to 2910 and encodes 838 amino acids. Gene Ontology annotation, cellular component: CCR4-NOT complex. The transcript is spliced from 6 exons. Gene Ontology annotation, biological process: negative regulation of translation; mRNA catabolic process. Gene Ontology annotation, molecular function: protein binding. The record is from RefSeq and is a predicted model, not a curated record. Lineage: Eukaryota; Viridiplantae; Streptophyta; Magnoliopsida; Ranunculales; Papaveraceae.
CUUGUUCUAAAAGAAGAACAGUAACGAAAAUGUGUUAAACAGCAUCCCCCCAUCUCUCUCCAUUUCUUCCGAGUUCCAAAUCUUCCAUAGUCCCAAGUCCCGUCUCAUCUCUCUCCCUAAUCCGGAAGUUCGUAUCCGUUCAUCUCUCUCUUUCACUUUCUCUGAAGAAACAACAUAAAUAAUUACUUCGAAAGUCCUUUUUUGUAUUUCAUGCGAUUUUAGAAACCCUAGGAUUUGAGUAAUGGGAAGAAGUAGAUUCCGAACUGAAGAUUGAACUCAAUUUCAACUUCGAUUUUAGUUUUUAAUCUGGAUAUUGUUAUUGUUAUUGUUAUCAGAUUAGAUUAGAUUAGAUUUGAGAUUGGUAUUCUUGAAAUUCGAUCUGAGAAGAUUAUUAUGGAUUCGUCGUCAUCAACAACAUCAGCUGCUACUGUUAUUGCUUCUGCUGCUGCCGCUACUUCUGGAGAUGAAGAUGGACUUAUUACUGUUAGGUCUGGACUUGCAAAAGAUGCUGCUCUGUUGUUUCAGUCGAGAAGAUAUUCAGAUUGUUUGGAGGUUUUGAAUCAACUAAACAAGAAAAAACAAGAUGAUCCUAAGGUUCUUCACAAUAUUGCUGUUGCGGAGUACUUCAAUGGUGGUUGCACUGAUCCAAGAAAGCUGCUUGAAGUUCUCAAUAGUGUUAAGAAGAGAAGUGAGGAGCUUGCUCAUGCAGCUGGAGAGCAGGUGGAUGCGAGCAGUAUCGGUAAUAAUAGUAUUUCAGGACCUAAAAGUCAUCAGUUUUCUGCUGCCACAACUGCUAGUGCUUACACAGAUGAAUUUGACACUUCUGUUGCAAAACUGAACAUUGCAGUUGUGUUAUUCCAUCUUCAUGAGUACGCAAAUGCAUUGUCGAUUUUGGAACCAUUAUAUCACAAUAUUGAACCCCUUGACGAGGCAACUGCUCUUCAUAUCUGUCUUCUGUUACUGGAUAUUGCAUUAGCCUCCAAUAAUGCAACAAGAGCUGCUCAUGUUAUUCAGUAUCUAGAAAAAACAUUUACUGAUAUCAUCGGUCAAGGUGAUAGUGGAAAUGUUGCACAUCAUCAAUCUGCUAACACACCAGCAAAAACCUCCUCUGCACCAAGUAAUUCCCCUGCAUUGGACACUUCAAAUUCAGAUGCCAUAGCCAGUGCAAAUAUGUCAGAAGCUCCUCUAGGAAGAUCCUUAUCAGAGGAGUCAGAUAGCUAUGAAACUCUUCUUUCAACCCUAGACAUAGGUGGGCAGAACUUAGCAAGGGCGCCUGGUUUCACCAUCAAUAAUGAUUUAUCAAGAACAACAACGGAUCGCGCUGCUCCUGUGGUUGACCUAAAGCUGAAGCUACAUUUAUACAGGGUUCGACUGCUACUUCUCACAAGGAAUUUGAAGGCAUCAAAACGUGAAGUUAAAUUAGCAGUUAACAUUGCUCGUGGUAGCGAUUCUCCCACGGCAUUGUUAUUGAAAUCCCAGCUGGAGUAUGCUCGAGGUAAUCACCGAAAAGCGAUAAAGCUCUUGAUGGCAUCAAACAGUAGGACAGAACCAUGGAUGGAAAGUAUGUUUCACAACAAUCUCGGAUGCAUUCAUCAUCAGCUUAAGAAACACCACAUGUCAACCUGUUAUUUUUCGAGGGCACUGAAAAGUAACUCAUCUCUUCGAUCUGAGAAGCCUCAGAAGCUUUUAACUUUCUCACAGGAUAGAUCUCUUUCUGUCGUGUACAACUGCGGUUUGCAGUAUUUGGCUUGCGGUAAGCCAGCAGCUGCAGCUCGUUGUUUCCAAAAGGCUAGCUUGAUCUUUUACUACAAGCCUCUUCUUUGGUUAAGAAUUGCUGAAUGCUGCUUAUUAGCCUUGGAGAAGGGGCUUCUGAAUUCCUCUGAAGUUAGAGUGCAGGUUAUUGGUACAGGGAAAUGGAGACAGCUACUGGUGGAAGAUGGGACUACAAGAAACAGGUUUUUGGAGUUGACUAAACUGAAAAAUGGUUCAGGAAGUGCUGAUAAAGUCGAUCUCUCAAUCUCCUUUGGUCGACAGUGCCUCCUCAAUGCCCUACAUCUGUUAGAUGGUCUCGAAUUGAAGUCCCAAAAAACAGGGUCUUCUGCUUUGAAAGAGGAUGAGACGAAUGAAGAAACACCCUUACAUAGUUCAAACCACAAGAACUUAGCAGGUAGGGAUUCAAAGGCAUCUAAUAUUCCAGCAUCUAAUGCAAAUGGAGAUGUGAAAGAUUCAAAAGGAGGAGGAAGUUCUAGUUCCAUAUUACAAAGCUCUAUUUCUUUGUACGAAGAUAUUUGCAGAAGAGAGAACAACAUGAUCAAGCAAGCGGUCCUUGCGGACCUAGCCUAUGUAGAGCUGAAUCUUGAGAACCCGUUGAAGGCACUGUUGGCUGCAAAUUCUCUUUUGAAACUUCCAGAGUGUUCGAGAAUAUAUAUCUUCUUAGGUCAUGUAUAUGCAGCUGAGGCUCUGUGUCAUCUAAACCGGCCGAAGGAAGCUUCUGAGCAUUUGGUAGCCUACGUGGAUGGAAGCCAAAAUUCUGAGUUGCCAUAUAGCGAAGAAGACAGAGAGAAAUUGGGAGUUGGGAAAGGUGGUGACAUUGAGGAGAUUAAUGGUGGUUCAGUGCCUCCUAAAAACGUGCCCAAGGAAGAAUAUCAAGGUACUCUCUUCCUCAAACCAGAAGAAGCGCGUGGAAGUUUAUACGUGAAUCUUGCUGCCAUAUCAGCAGUGCAAGGUGAUCUGGAGCAGGCUCACCGGUUUGCAAGGGAAGCCCUGUCGAUGAUCCCGCGAAAUUCCCAAGCCAUUCUAACAUCUGUUUAUGUGGAUCUCCUGCUCGGGAAAACAGAGGAUGCUGUUUCCAAGUUGAAACAGUUUGACGGUGUUAGAUUUCUCCCUACUGCAGUGAGAAGUGGUUCUUGAUGGGUUUUAUUGUUUCUUCAAUUGGCCUUAGUUUUUAACGAAGUAAUCCCACCCCAAUCCUCCCGAGUCGGGUUUGGAUUCAGUAACGUAGAACCUUUUCUUCGUUUCUUACAGUAUAUGUAACAUAUAUACAAUUGAGUCUUAGAAUAAGCUUCUUUAAAAAAAAUUUCAAUGUUGUUUUUAGGGUUUGAUUGGCAUGGGCGUGAUUGUUUUGGUAGCGUGAAUGCCCCCGCCUUUUAGAUUCCAUCUGUAACGGUUAUUCUGAUUGUUAUUAGAGUGGUGCUUUCAUGUGGCCAAACUAGGCACUUGUAAUGAGGGGUACAAGAAGGGAUAGAGAGAUUUUGAGCUCUCUUCAGAGUAGUGUUAUUCAUUUUGGAAAAGUAUAAAUGCAAUGCCUUUCCAUUCAUAAA